This is a messenger RNA of Diaporthe amygdali, 1479 nucleotides long. Its product is annotated as nadph dehydrogenase. The coding region runs from base 1 to 1479 and encodes 492 amino acids. Gene Ontology annotation, molecular function: FMN binding; NADP binding; NADPH dehydrogenase activity. The transcript has 4 exons. NCBI's taxonomy places the organism in Eukaryota, Fungi, Ascomycota, Sordariomycetes, Diaporthales, Diaporthaceae. The record is from RefSeq and is a predicted model, not a curated record. Gene Ontology annotation, cellular component: intracellular anatomical structure.
AUGGAUGAGAUACUGAACAAGCCAACCGCCAGCAGACCCGCCGAGGGUGUAUCAUUCUACACUCCUGCUCAGAACCCCCCCGCCGGCACAGCCCUUGAUUUUGACCCGGAACAUCCCUCCAAAACACCCACCCUCUUCCAUCCCCUCACUAUACGGGGUGUCACACUGGCCAAUCGCUUCGUUGUCUCCCCAAUGUGCCAAUAUAGCGCAGACGAUGGCCACCUUACAGACUGGCAUCUUGUCAACAUCGGCGCAUUUUCCGUGCGCGGCGCCGCCUUGACCUUGAUCGAAGCAACCUCGGUGCUUCCCAACGGCCGCAUCUCCCCUGAAGAUUCCGGCCUUUGGAAGGAUAGCCAGAUAGCCCCGCUGAAACGCAUCACGGAUUUUGUGCACUCACAGGGCCACAAGGUCGGCUGUCAGCUGUCUCACGCAGGGCGCAAGGCCAGCACCUUGGCACCGUGGCACGGCCAGAGGGGCAAGCCGCACGUUGCUACCAAGGAGCAGGGCGGAUGGCCGGACAAUGUUUGGGCGCCUAGCCCCGUGCCCUUCUCCGACACAUAUCCCCAGGUGGAAGGGAUGACAACAUCACAGAUCAGGGAUGUCAUCGAGGCGUUUGCCACGGCCUCCAAGAGGGUGUUGGAGGCCGGCUUUGACUUGAUUGAACUCCACGGUGCUCACGGAUAUCUCAUUAACCAGUUCAUGUCACCUCUCAGCAACCAACGAACCGACGAGUGGGGCGGCUCCUUUGAAAACCGCACCCGCUUUCUCGUAGAGGUCAUCAAAGCUGUGCGCGGCGCCAUUCCCGAGUCAAUGCCGCUCUUUUUACGUAUCUCCAUGACUGAAUGGAUGGAGUGGAGCGGCAAGGACAGCUGGGAGCUUGAGCAGAGCAUCAGACUCGCACACUUGCUCCCCGAGCUCGGAGUCGACCUUCUCGACUGCAGUUCGGGCGGUAACAACCACGAACAAAAGAUCAUUCUCAAUCCCUUCUACCAGGUCGACCCGGCCAGCGUGAUCCGGCGUAGCCUAAAGGAGGCGAACAAGAAGUUGCUCAUCGGCGCGGUCGGCCUCAUUACUACUGCAGAAAUGGCGCGCGACAUCGUCCAGAGCGAAUGUAUAUACACGGUUGGUGAGGACCCCGAGAAGGGCGCCGUAGACUCGGUCGCCGUAACGGAAAAGUGCGAGGAUAGGUCCAAGGCGGAUGCGGUCAUCAUCGCGAGGCAAUUUCUAAGGGAACCAGAAUUUGUACUGAGGACUGCCCAGCACUUGGGUGUCAAGGUCAAGUGGGCAAAUCAACACGGCCGAGCAGAGAAUGUGUUUGGCCUGCACCACCCGGAAAGUCCUCAUGUGUCAGCCGGAGAGAUAUGUAACCUGAAUGAAAUAUUGUCGUUGCACACAAUGUCCGGCCUUAUCGACCCGGCCGGGGACAAGGCCCAUGAUGUCCUCAAGGCCCAUGUACCCUUACAGGGUCAUCAGACCUGA